AUGGACUUGAUAUCAACAGAUGUGACAAAACUACUUGAUAAAAUGUCAACGGAUGAUACAUUGGUACUGGAAGAUAAAGAAAUAGAGCAUCAUUUCCCAAUUAAUAAUGAUGAGGAGCUCAAUAGUUUCGAACUAUUUCUAUCUGAAGAUAAAAAUCACAACAAAUUUAUCCAGUAUGUCUCCAGACUCGGUGGUUCAACUUUACCUGAGGCUGUGAGAAGAGCAAUGGAAAGAGUCAUUAGUGAUGAUUUAAUCCAAAAUUACAGUUGGCUAGGUCAGAAAGGGAAACAAAAUUUUGGAGUUCUGAUAAUGGCUCAAGGAAUGAAAGAUGGCAUCAAAAGGAAUAAGAUACUGCAGAAAUCAGUAACAGAAGCCAGUAUCGAAUGCUGCAUGAGAAAUUGGAUGCGUCAUGCUAAAGAUCGAAUCAAUAAAAGAUCAAAGAAAGCUGCUGUAAUCAGGUGA
Phaedon cochleariae (mustard beetle) is the source of this 462-nucleotide messenger RNA. The record is from the annotation of a GenBank genome assembly. NCBI's taxonomy places the organism in Eukaryota, Metazoa, Arthropoda, Insecta, Coleoptera, Chrysomelidae.